AUGGAUGAACAGAUAGAUGCCCCCAGUUUUGACCAAGUCAAUAACAAUAACGACGAGUUGAUUGAACUUAGAGGAGGAGGAAGGUAUUUUGGAGUGGAGUCAGAUAAAGGUUUGGGCCCCAUCUGUAUAAAUUGUCAUAAACGAGGUCAUAUAAGAGCCAAAUGUAAAACAGUAGUUUGUCACAAAUGUGGUGUUAUUGGAGAUCAUUAUGAAACUCAUUGUCCCAAGACUCUCAUUUGUUCCAGAUGUAAUGAAAAAGGUCAUAUGGCCAUUGAUUGUAAGAGUAAACAAAAGGUUAAACAAUAUUGUAAACAGUGUGAUCUUUUCAACCAUAACGAUGAGAAUUGUCCUAAUAUUUGGAGAUCUUAUCUUUUGAAGAAAGGGGAAAUCACUGAUCUUCCUAUCAUGUCAUGUUAUAAUUGUGGUGAGGAUAGUCAUUUUGGAGAUGAAUGUAAAAGUGCUAGAACUUCAAGAGUUCCAAAUAUUUCUGGAUCAGCUUUUUCAGGUAAUAAUCUUCCUUCGAACUUAAGAAAAAUCUAUUUCAGAAGAGUCCACGAUAAUAAGUUACCUGAAAAACCUAAAGUUUAUCAUUCCAACAACUAUAAUAAUUUCAGGGGUAAUAACACCAAUAAUAAUUAUAAUAAUAAUUAUAAUAAUUACAACAACAACUAUAACAACAACUACAAUAACAACUACAACAACAAUUAUAACAAUAAUUAUAACAAUAACUUCAAUUUCAAUGAACAAUUCACCAAUUACAAUUCAUUUCAAAGUCAAAUUUAUCAAAAAGCCACUCGUUCAGGAAUCGUUCCCAAGGUAAAAAAACCCAAAUCCAAAAACAAUGGUAGUAACUCACUGAAGAGCGGGCCAAAAAAUUCUGUCAAAAAUCCCGCCAGUAGCGCGAGCAAAAAGAAGAAGCGAAGUCGCACAUUAGAUCAUUGA
Molecule: messenger RNA, 942 nt
Organism: Yamadazyma jaroonii
Lineage: Eukaryota; Fungi; Ascomycota; Pichiomycetes; Serinales; Debaryomycetaceae
Source: the annotation of a GenBank genome assembly